AUGACCCCAGGAGAUCGUGAUGAUGCCUUGGGAGGCCUCCCAGCUAAAACACCCAAAUUCGAGUAUCAAGGACUGUCGAAAUGCCUGGAUAUAAUAGAGAAUCAGUUUUCUCGAGAUCCAACCUCCCCAGACUUCAUCAGUGAUUGCCUCAUCUUUUACAACGUUCAUCCCCACGAAUUUCAAAAUCUCGCGGCUCAACUCAAAAACACCUCCGCAAAGUUCUCGAGCUACGAUUUCAGACACUACAUCCUCACGCUCAAGAUGGCGUCUCCCAUGCAUGGAGAAGCGGCUUCUGAGUUUGCCAACCUCGUUAAUUCGUGGAGAGAUUCCAUGCAAAUGCGGCGCGAUCUUCCCAGCGGUGUCUCAGUCAAAGUGCGUGGAGGCUCGAAAGGCAAGGCUCCCGAUGCCUCCUGGGUUCCGCGGUGGCACGGCGCCGAUCGCAACAGAUAUUGGCCCUCGAUGGUCGUGGAGGUGGUAUUUACAGAAACGAGAACUCACCUUGAAACCGAUAUGAGAUUCUGGCUGAAGGAGUCGAAGGGGGAUGUGAAGGUCGCCGUGAGCAUCUCGGUUCAGCCAAGGAAACCAGGCAGAGUGGUUUUGGAACAAUGGAGCUUUACGCCCUCAACCCAGGAGACACGCUCGAAGCAGGGAGUGCUCCGGGUUGAACAAACCAUGACGGCUAUCCGAAAGCCUGGACAAGAGCCUGUGAUCUCAGGGAGCUUCGCACUGCCUUUUGAGGAUAUUUUUCUCAAGCCUACGGCAACUGAGCCUAAUGCAAAGGACCUGGUAAUCACGCAUUCAGACAUGAAGGAUUUUGCCGAGGUCAUCUGGGAGACUCAGUUUACGCCUCUUUCACAGUGA
Molecule: messenger RNA, 861 nt
Organism: Penicillium subrubescens
Lineage: Eukaryota; Fungi; Ascomycota; Eurotiomycetes; Eurotiales; Aspergillaceae
Exons: 1
Coding region: 1-861 (286 amino acids)
Source: RefSeq, a predicted model, not a curated record